AUGUCGCGCACGUGCUCUCAGUGUGGGAACAACGGCCAUAACUCGCGCACAUGUACCGAAGCCAGCGGCGGAGGUGGUGGCGCCGCCUCGGCUGAAAACGGCAUCAUGCUAUUCGGCGUGAGAGUCACGGAGGAAAACGCGUUCAGGAAGAGCGCCAGCAUGAACAAUCUCUCCCAGUACGAGCAGAACCUGCAGGCCGACUCAAACGGCGAUGCCGGCUACGCCUCAGACGACGUCGUACACGCCUCUGGCCACCGCCGAGAGCGCAAGAGAGGUGUUGCGUGGACGGAGGAGGAGCACAGGCUGUUCUUGUUGGGUUUGCAGAAGGUGGGGAAAGGAGAUUGGAGGGGGAUUUCUAGAAACUUCGUGAAGACUCGGACCCCGACUCAGGUGGCGAGUCAUGCUCAGAAGUACUUCCUCAGGCGUAACAACCACAACCGAAGACGCCGCAGAUCUAGUCUCUUCGACAUCACCACUGAUGCCCCCUUGAUGAAUUCAUUGAUGGAUGAAGACAUAGGCCAGCAGAAGCACCAAGAAACAGCAACCGCGUUGCCCUACCCACAACAGCCACAGGCACAAAUGAAUUUGGGUCGCCACAUUCUUGGAGGGUUUCCAGUUUCGGCUUUUCCGAUGGCGCUGUCUCCGGGGGUCCUACCCGUCUCUGGUGAAACCUCAUCAGUGGACAAUCAGACUUCAUCAAUAGGACCAAAUUUGAAUUUACAGAACGAAGUGCCGCAGCAGGCAAAAGGAGCACCAACGACGUUGUCGGCUAAGCUCAUCCGUCCGAUUCCACUUCAUCCGGUGUCCCCUCCCCCAUCUUCCAAAAUGGCCGGUCUUAAUUUGAAUAACAAGUACACGCCGCCACCCACAAGGGAUCCAUCGCCUUUGUCGCUGAAGCUCGCAACUACGUCGUCCGAGGAGCAGUCACCUAGUAAGGCGUCGUCUCACUCGUCUGCGUUUCAAGGCAUGUCCAGUGGCUCAGAUAGCAUCAUCAGCGUGGCUUAA
Messenger RNA from Prunus armeniaca (apricot), 1005 nucleotides. The record is from the annotation of a GenBank genome assembly. Lineage: Eukaryota; Viridiplantae; Streptophyta; Magnoliopsida; Rosales; Rosaceae.